Molecule: messenger RNA, 766 nt
Organism: Funneliformis caledonium
Lineage: Eukaryota; Fungi; Glomeromycota; Glomeromycetes; Glomerales; Glomeraceae
Source: the annotation of a GenBank genome assembly
AUGAAAAUCAAAGAUACAAGUGAAUAUACAGAAGUUGCAAUUAAAGCCAUCGAUGAUAAAUCUUCCGAGUUGAGAUCUAUUAGUUUAAAGGAACCUAUGAUUAUUCAUGAAAAUCCAAAAUUAGGUUAUAAAGAUUAUAAAGAGAAAUUUGCUCAUGGUUUGUUGGUAAAAUAUCUCCAAGAUCAAGGAUUUAACGUAACUCCUUCUGCAGUGGUCACAGUAAGUUUUUCACAAGCCGGAGUUGCUGCUACAAUUGCAUUGAAAGCUGUAUUUGAAAUGUAUCAAAUUCCUGGAACAGUGAAAUUAUUUGGUACUCCAGCCGAAGGUGGCAAAAUUGAUUUAGUUGACGCGGGUGCUUACAAUAAUGUUGAUAUUUCUUUAAUGGUUCAUCCCAGAAAGUAUAUUGCAGUUCAAGUUUGUGAAGUUAAACAUUUUGGAAGAACUGCACAUGCCUCUGGAGCACCAUGGGAAGGAACAAAUGCGCUAGAUGCCACGAUUUUGGCUUAUAAUAAUAUUGGGCUAUUACGACAACAAAUUUUACCCACAAAUAGAAUUCAUGGAAUUAUAACUAAUGGUGGUGAAGCGCCAAACAUUAUUCCUGAUUAUACUUCAUCGGAGUAUUGUGUUCGUGGAAGAACUAUUAAGGAUUUGACCGAUUUGAGACCGCGCGUUCAGAAAUGUUUUGAAGCAGCCGCCGUUGCAGCUGGAUGUACCAAGGAAAAUGGAGCCAAAGAUCCUAGCAUCUCCUUGAAUAGAGAAGUCUUUG